AUGAAGUUAUACUCAUACCUUGCGCUUGUCUCAUUGACAAUCACAUUGUUGUUGACAAUGUCAACAGCCACCCCAUCCAACUUGGGAAAGGUCUACUCAUUGUGGCACUGUGGAGUCGAUGCCUGCAUGUGGGAAGCCCCCGUCAACACCUCUUACUUGGACUGGGUGGUCAACCGUGGCGAUGGCAAACCAACUGCCAACCUGUUCAUCUUCUCAUUCCUCAACCCCAUCAACGUGCUGACCCAAGGUGUUGCCGCCGUUCCCCCUGCAAUCACCCUCCAACUCGUCCAAUACCUUCAGUCCAAGGGCCUGUCUGUGAUGUUCUCGAUCGGAGGUGAGUCAUGGUCGGGCGAGUGGGACGACGCCUUGGGCAAGGACCCUGUGACCCUCGGUUUGAACGCCGCCGCCAUCGCCAAACAGUUUGGCGUAGGCAUUGAGAUUGACUACGAGAACGAAGCCUCCACACCCAAGCUUGACGCAUUCGUCAAGGCAUACCGCUCCGUCUUCCCCAUGGACAACUCGACAUCCGCAGCAGACACCUCGCUGCUGACCGUGGACACUGGCGCCGGCACCGGCUACCUCACUUCCGUCUCCCUGUGGUCUGCCAAGUGGCUCGAGGAGGGCCUCAUCAACUGGAUCAACGCAAUGGUCACUUCCUCCCCAUACGGCUCGCUGCCCGACGCCACCCAGUACUGGGACGAGCAUCUGACUGGUGCCAGCUGGGCCAACAUCCCACCCAUCAAUCCAGAUCACCUGGUCGUCAGUCUCUACUCAUGCGACGGCUCGCCCAACUGCGACAGCUUCAAGGGCACCAUGUUGCAGCAGACCAUCGGAUGGGUCGGCCAGCAGUCGACCCGUGGCAUCAGCUUCUGGGCUGGUGGUUGUGCCGCACCAAACGCAUGCUGCAACGAUUGCACUGGACUUGAGCAAGGCUCCGAGACAUACCUUGGAUAA
Messenger RNA from Acytostelium subglobosum LB1, 954 nucleotides. RefSeq lists its product as hypothetical. The record is from RefSeq and is a predicted model, not a curated record. Bases 1 to 954 code for a protein of 317 amino acids. NCBI's taxonomy places the organism in Eukaryota, Evosea, Eumycetozoa, Acytosteliales, Acytosteliaceae. The transcript has a single exon.